This is a messenger RNA of Papilio xuthus (Asian swallowtail), 288 nucleotides long. Its product is annotated as pro-resilin-like. The annotation marks the transcript as partial. The record is from RefSeq and is a predicted model, not a curated record. Lineage: Eukaryota; Metazoa; Arthropoda; Insecta; Lepidoptera; Papilionidae. The transcript has a single exon.
GAGCAGGUGCGCCAGAUCCUCCUUAAGGAGGAGGCGUCUUCCGGCUCUGGCUUCGGCGGCGGACACAGCGCUCCUUCUUCCUCUUACGGCGCUCCCUCCUCCUCCUACGGCGUGCCCUCCUCUUCUUACGGCGUGCCCGGCUACAGCGGCCGCGUCGUCGACAUCAACCUCGAGGGCGUCCGUCAGGCCAUCCAGGUCGCGCAGUACGAGCAGUCCGGAGGCUCCAGCGGUGGCUACCCCUCCUCCUCCUACAGCGCCCCCUCGGGCAGCUACGGCGCCCCCUACUAA